Tetranychus urticae (two-spotted spider mite) is the source of this 1758-nucleotide messenger RNA. It is a transcript of the gene DCP2, whose product is annotated as decapping mRNA 2. Gene Ontology annotation, cellular component: P-body; cytoplasm. Gene Ontology annotation, biological process: deadenylation-dependent decapping of nuclear-transcribed mRNA; nuclear-transcribed mRNA catabolic process, nonsense-mediated decay. The record is from RefSeq and is a predicted model, not a curated record. Lineage: Eukaryota; Metazoa; Arthropoda; Arachnida; Trombidiformes; Tetranychidae. Gene Ontology annotation, molecular function: RNA binding; 5'-(N(7)-methylguanosine 5'-triphospho)-[mRNA] hydrolase activity; manganese ion binding.
AUCACCUAGCUACCCUCUAUAAUGAAAAGAAGCAUAUGAUUAGAACUCAUUUUUGUUUUCUUUUGCUUUCUCACAUCUUUACUUAAUGGAUCGCCUCUCGCUCCUUUUUCCAUGUUAAUUGCUCAUCAUCAUCUUUGACCCUCAUUGUCUAUUUUAUUUAUUGAUUACCUCUUUUUUACAGUUCUUUAUAUUCCAUCGUUUUCAAAAAGAUGCAAUAUUCAGAUAACCAGUCAUUUUCAAUUCCAAUUGACAUAUUGGAUGACUUGAGUAGAUGAACAAACAAUUCUCACCUGUCAUUGCUAACCUAACCUAUCCAUAUCUUUUAUUUUCUGCUUCUUCACUCAAGUCGAUUCAUCAUCAACCUGCCUCAACAUGAGCGGGAAAACGUCAUCAGAGCAAUGUUUCAAAUCGAGUCAGCCCAUUGGUUUUACAAGGAUUUUUUUCGCGUCCAACGACCUAGCUUACCUAAGGUGCAGCUUCGAGCUUUUGCCCGAGUUAUGUUUAAUCAUGUCCCAUUUCUGAAAAUUUUUCUCAAAGAAUUUGACAUUUAUUUUAAACAAUGGCAAGAGUAUAAGUCUAAUGUGCCCACUUAUGGGGCCAUACUUUUAGAUGAUGCCAUGGAGCAUGUUUUAAUGGUACAAGGGUUUUGUUCCCAAACAAGUUGGGGUUUUCCGAAGGGCAAAGUUAAUGCAGAAGAAGAUCCUGUUCUUUGUGCUUGUCGAGAGGUCAAAGAAGAAACUGGAUUCGAUUGUAGUCGUUUGAUUAAAGCUGAUGAUUACAUCGAACUGAAAGUGAGAGACACAAAUGUUCGAUUAUAUAUUGUUCCCGGUGUUAAUAAAUCCGAGAAAUUUGUCGCUCAAACUCGAGGUGAGAUCAAAGACAUCAAGUGGUUUCCAGUGAGUAAAUUACCUACUCAUAAAAGUGAGAAAGAUCUCAAUGCUAAUGUUUUCUUCAUGGCAAUUCCAUUCAUCAAACAUCUGAAGAGAUGGAUCUAUGAACAAAAGAAGCUUCGAAUAAGCGAAAAGAAGCAUAUCUUAAAUGCUUCUCGAAUUCAGCAUCCAAGCGUCACAAAAUUUUGGGCAAAAUCUUGGGAUGAGUUUAACAUUGAUUGGAACAAGAUUUGGAGUCAGAUACUUGAUGAACCAAAUAGCAAACAGGGGAAAGGUUAAAGAUAAACAUCAGUUUCAAAGUUGUAUUGCUUCCCUCUCAUGACACAAGCGGCCUGAACACUUUUUUGGACUAUGUUAGACCACCAUCAUCAACAAUCUUAAAUGAGAAUCUAUUUUUCUCUCUCCUUUCCGAUUUUCAUCUCUUGCUAAAGAAAAGUAUUCACAAGAUUCAAUACAUCAUUGUGAUUGAUCAUUGAUCAUCGUCUUAAGCCUCGACUAUCAAAUAAAAAAAAAUGUCAUCCGAAUGAGCAAACCUGACUUUUCCAUAGAUUUGCUCAAAUCCUUCCUAAAAUGUCGUCGUUUAAAAGUGUAUACAUGUAAUGAACCUUGACUAUUGACAAAUUAACUAUGUUUACGAAGAUGAAUCCUGAAUUCUAUAAUAUUCAUACACGGUCAGUGAACGAGUGUUAUUUUAAAAAUGUAAAAAAUGAUCAACUAGAGCAUUGAGGACAUUUCAAGCACUUCCAAUUUUACUACAAUUAGUAAUACAAUUGAUACUUAUUCAGGUUUCACUUCGAUCAUACAUCCAUUUUAAUUGCGAUAUUUAAAAAUCUCUAGUUUUUUAAAAUAAAUUGAUGUUGUAUCUUGA